AUGUUACACCACAAAAUACUGCAACACGUAUCGCUGAUGAUGCACCUAAGCAGGUAGUACCUCGUCGUAGUGGGAGGGUUGUCCGGCAGCCCGGACGGUUCAUGGGUGUGGAAAAGUCUUCUGAGGCCGUCCCGGACAUUCUUGAAUCCAACCCAUGGACUUACAAUGAGGCACUCCAAGAUCGGGACGCAGAUUCUUGGCAAAAGGCGAUGAAAUUUGAAAUAGGGUCAAUGGACUCUAAUAAG
Messenger RNA from Striga hermonthica, 245 nucleotides. Lineage: Eukaryota; Viridiplantae; Streptophyta; Magnoliopsida; Lamiales; Orobanchaceae. The record is from the annotation of a GenBank genome assembly.